UAUGUCUUCACCACAUAGUGGUGGAGCCAUAAUGAUGGGAAAGAACAGGUGAUGAUAAAGGGUCAAAGGUCACUAACUGGCCUGCCACACCCGGAAGUGACAAGGCUGUGAGAAGAGACAAAGGUUGAUCAGCUGUUAGUACUUCGAACAUCGAAAUGGAACAGGUCUCAGAAGUUCGGUGACAUUGAACCUGUAAUGUCAUGCUUUUAUAGCACUGUAGCAGCGUUCAACCACGAUCUUCUGACAGGAAUAAGUCAUACAGACUUGAAAAUUGACCAUGGAAGGAGAGCAGCAAGAUUUUCCGGAAGUUGUGUGUCUGAAUGUUGGAGGUCUUCAUUUCACCACGUCACUGUCCACUCUGCGCAAGCGCGAGGACUCCAUGCUGGCCGCCAUGUUUAGCGGACGUCAUCACGUGACCAAGGACAAGGACGGCCGUUACUUCAUCGACCGUGACGGGACGAACUUCGGCCACGUCCUCAACUUUCUCCGCUCGGACGAACUCCCACCGCCCGCUGUAGCAUCCUCGGUCGUCACCGAGGCCGAAUUCUACAACAUCCACGACUUAGUGGAACAAACCUUCAACAAAAUGCCAAGUCUUUUCGCCCAACAUGUUCUCAAGCGAGAAAGGACGAAAUAUGCGCAGGACUACCCUAAGAUUUUAGGAAUCAUGCAAGAAAUUGCGUCAAAAGCACGACAGGGAAUCGAGGCGUCGUGUCGCAAACGGGGGUUCUCAACUUUUCGGAGCAAGUCGACCUUGACCGAGCUUGUCGUCGUAAUUUCGGAUCCGAAAAGUGCCGAAAUACCCUCUGAGGUGCUGGAUCAAAAGAGUCACGACUGUGUGACAGAAAAAGCGUUUGACUUGUCGUUUUCUCUCGAUGACGUCGGGGACGUCGACAAGUUCCGUCACUACGUCCUGACCGAGUUUACCCGAGUCGAGCACGUCGGGCUUCCUCGGCAAUGUUCGUACAAGGUGUGCUUCGGGACCGAGUGCCUGGACGUCGUUUCUCCCAGAAGUCUGUUCGGCCCGCGGUGGCUGACUCCGCAGGAACACGAGGAGCACUGCGCAUGCGUGACGAGGGAGAUCCGUUGCCUGGCAACAUUGUUUACCUUCAGAUUUACCUGGGACAAAUAAUAACAAUGUAUUCCAUAUGAAAGUAAACAUAAUUGAAGAAAUAUUAAUGGUAUACUACGGCUCGGCUAUGGUGGGCAAAGAAACCUACCUUGGUGAAUUGAAACGGAGGCAGUUUUCAAGAAAAUAUGCAAACAAGGGUAAAGACCUAACUUAGAAAACAAAUCACUACAAAACUUGACAUUGGUAAUGUUUGCUAAACAG
Messenger RNA from Branchiostoma belcheri (Belcher's lancelet), 1333 nucleotides. Its product is annotated as BTB/POZ domain-containing protein KCTD18-like. Gene Ontology annotation, biological process: protein homooligomerization. The coding region runs from base 278 to 1132 and encodes 284 amino acids. Lineage: Eukaryota; Metazoa; Chordata; Leptocardii; Amphioxiformes; Branchiostomatidae. The record is from RefSeq and is a predicted model, not a curated record. The transcript is spliced from 3 exons. Gene Ontology annotation, molecular function: protein binding.